Molecule: messenger RNA, 1041 nt
Organism: Ilex paraguariensis (yerba mate)
Lineage: Eukaryota; Viridiplantae; Streptophyta; Magnoliopsida; Aquifoliales; Aquifoliaceae
Source: the annotation of a GenBank genome assembly
AUGGAACUCAACAGAAUUCUUAGGCCUGGAGGGUUUUUUGUCUGGUCAGCCACACCAGUUUACCGUGAGGAUGAAAGAGAUCAGAAUGUCUGGAAGGCUAUGGUGGCUCUGACUGAAGCAAUUUGCUGGAAGGUAGUAGCUAAGACCGUAGAUUCAUCUGGAAUUGGGCUAGUUAUGUAUCAAAAGCCUGUUCAAUCUUCCUGCUAUGAAAAGUGCAAAGAAAAUAACCCACCAUUGUGCAAUUUGAAUAACAGACCAAAAAUUUCAUGGUAUGUUCCGCUUGACAGUUGUCUUCCCCCACUUCCAGGAGCAAGCAUGGGUGACUCAUCCAGCUGGCCCUCACCCUGGCCUGAAAGACUGCGCAGUAAACCUCCAAGCGUAUCCGCUGAACGAGAUACUGAAGAUAUCUUUUAUGAGGACACCAAACAAUGGUCCACACUUGUCUCAGAUUUUUAUCUGGGAGGCCUUGGUAUAAACUGGUCAAGUAUAAGGAAUGUGAUGGAUAUGAAUGCCAACUAUGGAGGAUUUGCUGCUGCACUUAUUGACCUACCUCUAUGGGUAAUGAAUGUCAUCCCCAUUGACGGGCCAGAUACUUUGUCUGUUAUCUUUGAUAGAGGGCUGAUCGGAAUCUAUCACGACUGGUGUGAGUCUUUUAAUACCUACCCUCGAACCUAUGAUCUCCUGCAUUCCAGUUUCCUCAUCAGAAACCUAAUCCAAAGAUGUGACAUAAAAGAUGUGGCAGUUGAGAUGGAUCGGAUACUGAGACCUGGUGGCAUUCUUUUACUUCAGGAUACCAAGGAAAUGAUUAACAAGCUAAGUCCAAUUUUGCGCUCAAUUCACUGGUCAGUAACUUUACAUCAGGAGCAGUUUCUCAUCGGCAUCAACCAUUUUUGUAUCUGGCUCCGCAAGCAGUACAGCCUAAACUGCCAGUUGAAUGGCAUCAGAUAGCGAUAAUGUGAACUGCCAUACGCCCCUAUUGGAGGGACCCAAGAAGGGGUGAAGGAUGGAGGAAGAAAGGAGAGAAGGGAUACAGCAGCUGCU